Molecule: messenger RNA, 984 nt
Organism: Malus domestica (apple)
Lineage: Eukaryota; Viridiplantae; Streptophyta; Magnoliopsida; Rosales; Rosaceae
Cellular component (GO): nucleolus; small-subunit processome
Molecular function (GO): small ribosomal subunit rRNA binding
Source: RefSeq, a predicted model, not a curated record
AUGAGAGUGAAAAGGCAGAAGCGUCAUCGGAAGAGUGUGAGGUUCUACACAGCAUGCUACGGCUUCAGACAGCCCUACAGGGUGCUAUGCGAUGUUACUUUCGUGCAUCACCUCAUCACCAAUCUCAUUACCCCUGCUGACAAGGCCAUCUCUAAUGUCCUUGGUGCCCCUGUCCUGCUCUUCACCACCAAAUGCGCCAUCGCCAAGUUGAAACAACAUGGUCCAAUGCUUGGUCCUUCGUAUUCACAGUCUCUUGAAGCUGCUAAUAGCCUUAUUACUGCAAGGUGUGAUCACGAGAGUCACGUGAGUGCUGAAGAUUGUAUAUUGGAUGUUGUUGGGCAAAGUAAUUCCGAGCACUUCUUUGUUGCUACUCAUCACGUUGAUCUUCAUCGGAAACUUCUCAAGACACCAGGUGUCCCUGCUAUUUAUGCUCUGAGGACUGCUCUUUUGUUUAAGUCCCCUUCUGAUAACCAACACCAAUUUGUCAAAACUUUUAAAGAACAACGCUUGCAUAUGACUAACUUGGAAUAUAAGUUGUUGAAGAAGCAAAAGAAUAUUUCGAAUUCUCUUAAAAUAAAUGAUCCUCCUGGUGAAGAAGAUGGUUAUGGAGAUCAGAACAUGGAAGCGCAGGCUGUAGCAAAUAGGGAUAUUGCUAGGAUAGGAUUGGGCGUGAAGGAUAAAGUUCAAUUUAAUAGAAAGAAGGCAAAGGUACUACCAAACUCAUUUCUUUCAUGUUCCUCCUGGAAACACAUAACCUCCACCCCUGCCCCUCCUGUGAGCCCUAGCCACGACGUCGUCGAGUACUUGCAACUCCAACAAUCAUUGUCGUUGGUCCUUGAUUACAGACCCUACGGUGUCGUUUCUGCUUCCGGGACUGCUCGUCCAGAGAAGAAACUGGUGCCAAAGAGGAAGAGGAAGCGAUCACCGGUAGCCACCGAUUUCGCUCGUGCUGCUCUGGACUCUGUUUCGUACGGAUCUUGCUGA